GGGAAAAAAGCAUAAUAAUUAAAAAAAGAGUUUGUUGUUAGAUGGCUUUUAGUUUUCACAUAAGAUAUACGCCGUGAACUUUAGUCGGACUCCUUCCUCUCCGCCGUUCGGUUUAUUCCCCGCCGCAGGAUCAGAGCUGAGGUGGGAUUCGGAUAAGGUCAUUCAUAUCACCUCUCUCUCUCAGGUUGUGGGUUCUAUGAUUCUUGUGCUGGAUUGAUUAUGAGUAUCAAUAGAGAUGAGGCUCUUAGAGCCAAAGAGUUAGCCGAGGGUUUGAUGAAAAAGACAGAUUUCACCGCUGCACGUAAGCUUGCAUUGAAGGCUGAAAAAAUGGAUUCCAGCCUCGAUAACAUAUCUCGUAUGAUAAUGGUGUGUGAUGUGCACUGUGCCGCAACACAGAACUUGUUCGGAACUGAGAUGGAUUGUUACGGUAUACUUCAGGUUGACCAGAACGCUGAUGAUAUUAUCGUCAAGAAACAGUACAAGAGGCUUGCGCUUCUUCUCCACCCUGAUAAAAAUAAGUUCCCUGGUGCUGAGUCUGCUUUUAAAUUGAUUGGUGAUGCCCAGAGGAUACUUUUGGACACUGAGAAAAGGAAGCUUUAUGACACUAAACGCAGAAGUUGGAGAAAGCCUGCACCAGCACCGCCAUAUAAAUCCCAACAGAUGCCUAAUUAUCAAACUCAGCCUAUUUUUCGGGCUAGCGUUAAUAUGACGAAUAUAUUCAAUGAUUUUAGACCUGAUAAUAGGCAUCCCUAUCAGAAAGCUCAAGCCCAACCACCUGCUUUCACUCACGCUACAACCUUUUGGACAUCUUGUGCCUUCUGCCGGGCAAGGUUCGAAUAUUCUCGGGAACAUGUCAACAGGGAUAUCACAUGUCCGGAUUGUCGUAAAAGGUUCACUGCUUUUGAAGAAACUUUGCAGAGUGCACCACCGGCGAAAGGCUCAUGUCAGGCUACUUAUUCCUUCCCACAACAGAACAAAUUUCCAGACAAAAAGUCCCGCAGUGAACCACACAAGCAUCCAGAACAUCCUCCCACUGUUUCAUCUACAAAGGCGAGUUUCCCUAUGCCGGGUUCUAGUGCAAAAAACAAUGGGAAGAGGAAGAGAAAGAAUAUAAUUGAAUGUAGUGAAAGCUCUGAUAGUGAAGGUAGCAGUGAGUCAGAAGAUGUUGUGAUCAAUGAAACAAUGGCAGCACAAGAUUUGGAGUCCAAUGGAGGAGAGAAGCCUCGGAGGUCAGUCCGUAGCAAGCAGAAGGUUUCCUAUAACGAGAACUUGAGCGAUGAUGAUGUAGACUUAGUUCCUGAUAAGGAAGAAGAGCAAGAAGAGCCAGAAGAGCAAGAAGAGGAAAAACAGACGCAUGAAGAGCAUAGCUCAGCUGAGAGAAUAAACACGAAAGAGAAGAUAAAAGCAGACCAGGUGGAAACCCCUGCUGGUGCGAGUGAUUCAGAGGAAGAUUUAAGUUCAGGGAGUGCAGCUAAACCAAAUUUGAUAAACUAUGAUGAUCCUGAUUUCAGUGACUUUGAUAAGUUGAGGGAAGAAAACUGCUUUCAAGCUGGCCAGAUCUGGGCUGUUUAUGAUGAAGAAGAGGGAAUGCCUAGAUUUUAUGCUCUCAUAAGAAAAGUAACAACUCCUUUCAUGCUCAGGUACGUAUGGUUAGAGGUAGACCAAGAUAAUGAGAAUGCAAGACCAAAAUUGCCUGUCUCUGUUGGUAAGUUUGAAGUUGGGAAUAUAGAGCAGACGAAUGAGUGUUCCAUUUUCUCUCAUUUGGUCGGCAACACAAAAAAAAUCAGGGGUCGCAAGUUUACGGUAUUUCCAAAGAAAGGAGAAAUCUGGGCCCUUUUCAAGAACUGGGACAACAACUGGUCGGCUGACUCAGUUUCUCCUCUUAAGUACGAGUAUGAAUUUGCUGAGAUCCUGUCUGAUCAUACAGAGGGAGCCACGGUAUCAGUUGGGUUCUUGUCUAAAGUGAAAGGCUUUAACUGUGUUUUCUGUCCAGUACCAAAGGAUGAAUCAAAUACUUGUGAAAUUCCACCUCAUGAGUUCUGUCGGUUCUCACAUAGUAUUCCGUCAUUCAGAUUAAAAGGAACAGAAGGAUUAGGCGUAACUGAGGGUUGGUAUGAGCUUGAUCCAGCUGCUUUACCAGUCUCUGUCACUCAAAAUCGAUCAGGAGAAGAAGCAGCUCAAGAUCAAGACCAUCAAUCUCCACCUUCAGGAUCUGCCUCUUGAUAUUUUCUCAAGGAGAGGCUCUGUUGUGUCCAUGACUUUUAAGAAUCACGAUUCUUGGAGCCUGUUUUAUUUUGUUCAGGCGUACAGGUUUUACUGACAAGGGAAACCAAAGCUCCUCAGAGGCAUCAAUAAGCUUGAUCCCUCUUUGUUGUCUUGUGACAUGAUCGAGUCAUGAUUCUUGUAGGCGAUUGUUAUUUUGUUUUUUUGUUGUCUUUGUUCGGUUCGCUCGGACUCAAAACAUUACCAGCGUUUGUCUCCAUUACUCCAUUGUUGCUAGAUUAAGAAACUGUUGAAUCAAGUCAUAGUGAAAACCUUUUUUGGCCAUAGUGUAGUUGUACUAUAUCAA
Molecule: messenger RNA, 2569 nt
Organism: Capsella rubella
Lineage: Eukaryota; Viridiplantae; Streptophyta; Magnoliopsida; Brassicales; Brassicaceae
Exons: 2
Coding region: 220-2223 (667 amino acids)
Source: RefSeq, a predicted model, not a curated record